AGUUAUCCUAGGGCAUACAUGACUCAACUUGUCAGCUCUCCGGACGGUUCAGCCAUGUCAAGGAACCCAGGUCAUCCUCCACUUUCUCAGUCCAAGGAGAAUAACCUUGUCCRGAAUCAUCACCAGGAGGAAAUGAUCCAGAACUUGGUCAUUCAGCUGAGAUACAUUGCAGAUAGCAUGAAUUAUAGGGAGGCUCAAGAGGAUCUUCAACAGGAAGUCAGAGAUGCACUGGUUCAUUUUACUUUAUCUGUCUUCAGAAGAAUUCAGGUUUUGCUGCGCUCUUUCUGGAACAACCGUUUGCUGUAA
Molecule: messenger RNA, 306 nt
Organism: Urocitellus parryii (Arctic ground squirrel)
Lineage: Eukaryota; Metazoa; Chordata; Mammalia; Rodentia; Sciuridae
Gene: Pxt1
Product: peroxisomal testis enriched protein 1
Biological process (GO): positive regulation of apoptotic process
Cellular component (GO): nucleus; peroxisome
Source: RefSeq, a predicted model, not a curated record